UGUAGCCGUUGAUAAAAUUGAUACCAUUGAAAACAUGUACAAGCAGGUUGACGUCUCUCCAUUCAUAAAUCAUACCAAUAAAGUUUUUUCAUAAUUCGAUUAAUCUGGUUUUUAUGCCUAGUAAGUUGAAGCGUUUACGAGCUGUUUGAGUUGUUCAAAUUAUCAUGUAAUUGACCAACACUGAACUAACUCCACUUCUCAAGCCAAAUUUUAACUUCAAUAUUAUUUUUGUGCUAUUCAUAUUUUAAAAAGACAGAUUUGUAUUCGGUUUUAUCUUUUUAUCAAAAUGAAAGUUUCGAGUUUGUCAAAAGCUGCAGCACCUGCGUUGUCCUGGUGCACUAAGUUCACACGUCUUAAUAUCCCCACUUUGUCUUCCAAAGAAGUUACUCUCAGCAAUAUAUACCUCAGGGACAACUCACAGUCCACACGCAGUCAACACCCUACAAGUCAACAACGUCUGCACCUCAUAAAGGACAUUGACCUUGAAGUGCAUCCGGUGGACGUCAGACUGACAGGCGACGCAAGUGGAUUCAAGGUCAUUUGGUCGGACAGAGACGAGAGUUCAUAUGGGUUCGACUGGAUUCGAGAGAAUGUCCUCAAAACUGAAUUGAGAUCCAACAUAAGGAAGGAACCCUGGUCGAGCCGAGAAAUGAGCAGAGAGAAAGUAUCCUUAGAUUACAAAGAUGUUCUGAGCAACACCGAAGCUCUAAGGAAAUGUUACGAGACCAUUUGGAAGUACGGCUUGUGCAUCCUCAGGGGUUCACCAUUGGAGCCCAGAGGGGUGGUGGAUAUCUCCAGACUCAUCGGGGACAUCAAGAGAUCACGGGAGUACGCGGAGGCAGACAGCAGUGGAGAGAGAUACUUCGAACUGAACAGCAGGGAAGACAAAGCACACUUCGAUCUCGGAUACUCCGAUAAACCACUGGGCAUGCACACAGACAACUCGGACUUGGAGUUGCCGGCAGGUGUUAUCGGUCUGCAGGUGGUCAAACAGGCAGAGAGGGGAGGGGACUCUGUGUUCGCAGACUGCAUCAAGGCCGCAGAUAUCCUCAGAGCAGAAGACCCCACAGCUUUUCACAUUCUGACGACGUGGCCAGAGUGUGCCCUUUUCACGUCAGUGGGGAUAUCGCCUGUGAUCGAACUGCACUCAACUAGCUCUGCUUCAAUUUUAACUGGCCACACAGAUGUGAAGAGGGUGAAGUUCUGUGAGUUUAGUCGGUCGCCCUGGCAGCCUAUGAUCUCUCAGACAGACAUGCCACAAUGGGUUUUCCAGACACUUCUGGAGCCCAGCAAUAUAGUGCUGUUCGACAACUGGCGACUGGUGCAUGCCAGAAGAGCUUUCAUGGGAGAGAGAACUAUGAUAGGCUGCUACAUUACCCACGAGGACUACAUCUACAAGGGCAGGCUCAUAGGCGCAUUCUAG
Messenger RNA from Symsagittifera roscoffensis, 1423 nucleotides. RefSeq lists its product as uncharacterized. The record is from RefSeq and is a predicted model, not a curated record. The coding region runs from base 287 to 1423 and encodes 378 amino acids. Gene Ontology annotation, cellular component: mitochondrion. Gene Ontology annotation, biological process: carnitine biosynthetic process. The transcript is spliced from 6 exons. Gene Ontology annotation, molecular function: oxidoreductase activity. NCBI's taxonomy places the organism in Eukaryota, Metazoa, Xenacoelomorpha, Acoela, Convolutidae.